AUGUCUCAAAUCCAACAAGAAGUCAAUGAAAACAGCCAAGGGGCAAGUAUCCACAUUGCAAGGCUGGAGACCGAACCACAUCGACGGGAAUUCGCCGCCAUCUCACCAAAUAUUGUUUCCAAAACACGCCAAGGGGUCAUAAUCUUUUUCAUCGUUGCAAGCAACAUGGUACAGAUGAUUUCCAACAUGGUGGGACUUGCCGCUGGCCUUGAAAUUAGUAGGGUGUUGGGUGCACCUGUUGGGCCGGGGAAAGCCAACUGGGCUGCCGCCUCUUAUCCAUUGACACAGGGCACAUUUGUGCUGGUCAGUGGCCGACUUGGCUCUGUGUAUGGUCACCGAAAUGUGUUGGUCGCCGGCUCUAUUUGGCUAGUCCUAUGGUCGUUGGUGAAUGGUUUCUGCACGACGUUCGUGUCAUUCAACGUGGUACGUGCUCUUUCGGGUAUUGGCGGGGCUUUGAUAAUGCCCAAUGCGGUUGCUUUAAUUAGCUCAACCAUCCCACCUGGUCGAUCGCGAAAUAUAACGCUCGGAUUCUUCGGGGCAUCUGCGCCGAUUGGAAGCUACCUAGGAGCUAUCUGGGCUGGAAUCUUUGUUCAAUGGACUAGCUGGAAAUGGAUCUUCUUUGGCCUGGCAAUAAUGGGCGCAGUCGUUUUCGGCGCCCUGGGAGCACUGCUGCCACCCGACCGUCCUGUUGAUCGAUACGGCAAAAUAGACUGGAUCGGUGCGCUCUUGGGCACAAGCGGACUGAUUUUGUUUAAUGUUGCGUGGAACCAAGCUCCCGCAAGCGGAUGGAAUGCUCCGUUUGAAAUUGUCAUUAUAACUGUGUCAAUCCUGUUAUUGGCGCUGUUUGGCCUUUGGGAGUACAGGUUUGCAGACACUCCGAUUAUGCCGCUGGAUAUAUGGGCAACGCCAUCAUUUGCCGUCCUCGUUUUUGUGGUCCUGUUGAGCUUCAUGUCCAAUGGGAUCUUUCUAUGGUACAUGGUCGCUUGGAUGCAGCUGUUGCGAGGAAAGACUAUACUGCAAUUUGGAAUUGAGUGGACGCCUUUCGUGAUCGUGGCAACAGCGGGCACUUUCAUUGCAGCAUGGCUCAUACCCCGGCUUGCAGCUCAGUGGAUACUAGCGAUUGGCUCCGCCACCAUCUUGAUUGCCAACAUCCUUCUAGCAACUAUGCCAGUACAACAGAUGUAUUGGGCGCAGGUUUUUCCGGCCACGAUAUUCAUGGCGUUCUGCCCUGAUUUUGUCUAUGUGGCAGCCCAGAUUGUCGCAAGUAACAGUGUCAAGCGGCGGCAACAAGGAAUCGCUGCUUCCCUUAUCGCGACCCUAAACCUCUAUGGUAACAGCCUUGGCCUUGGGUUUGCCGGCACUAUUGAGACUGAGGUCAACAAGAAGAGACCCGAUCAAGUUCUUGGAUUCCGGGCAGCCCUGUAUUUCGGCGCUGGGAUUGCAUUGUUGGCGGUAAUCCUGGAUAUGCUCUUCGUCCGAGUCAUCAAAGAUGAGCGAGAGGGUUGGAGUGACCCGGCCGAUCGAGAAGAAUUCAUAGAGGAAAGCUCCACCACGGCAAUCGAGCUGGCCACAUCAAUGGUACAUGGAGACCGGACGUAG
Penicillium roqueforti is the source of this 1599-nucleotide messenger RNA. RefSeq lists its product as uncharacterized. The coding region runs from base 1 to 1599 and encodes 532 amino acids. NCBI's taxonomy places the organism in Eukaryota, Fungi, Ascomycota, Eurotiomycetes, Eurotiales, Aspergillaceae. The transcript is spliced from 5 exons. Gene Ontology annotation, cellular component: membrane. Gene Ontology annotation, biological process: transmembrane transport. The record is from RefSeq and is a predicted model, not a curated record. Gene Ontology annotation, molecular function: transmembrane transporter activity.